Molecule: messenger RNA, 4450 nt
Organism: Gymnodraco acuticeps
Lineage: Eukaryota; Metazoa; Chordata; Actinopteri; Perciformes; Bathydraconidae
Gene: msl2b
Product: MSL complex subunit 2b
Exons: 4
Coding region: 1485-3089 (534 amino acids)
Cellular component (GO): MSL complex
Molecular function (GO): ubiquitin protein ligase activity
Source: RefSeq, a predicted model, not a curated record
AAGCGACGGGAGAUAUGAGGAAUACUCCGCGGCUAACGAUAGCAAGGUACACAAAUACGGAUUUAUUUCACUUUCGCUCUUCCCUGGCACUCUGGGGGUCUACCAAAAGCUGCAGCAGGACAUAAUUUCGUCCGAACACUUGAUUUUGCUGUUACAUUCCCGCGUAGGCGACUAGUGAGUACGAGAGAGUCUCGCUAAUCCCGAGAAGAGGGGGAGCGGCCUUCUUUUGUAGCCGGCUUUUGGUACACCUCAGGCGGCAAGCACUGUCACCAGAGCUCGGUGCUUGUGCUGGUUCAUUUUUCUUAACACCAAAAAAAAAGCGUUAGAGCUUUGACAUUACUUUUGUUUUAUUAACCACAACCUCUUCACGAGCUUCCCCGCUUCAUGUCGACGUGCUGCUGUUGAUGUGUUUCACCCAAGAGGACCAUUUGGAGCCGAGGCGGCCUGUUUUGUUUUCAAGCCGCCUUGAAUCUGAACAAUAACACAACCAUAACGAGCCUGCUGGGGCUGCACUGCCUGGCCAAAUUGGAGCCUCCGUGUGAGAUAAUAAAUGCUUUGUUUGACACCAGCUCUGGACCGACGUGAGAGCACGGGACCAGCAUGCAUGUGGACUAUGGCAUUAUCGGGGCAAACCACUGCAAACCGGAGCACUUUGCCACGAAAGCCCCUGUUUGAAUUUCCGAGUGUCUGCUGCUAGCCAUCCAGCUGUAAGCAACGUUAGUAAGGCCACUAACGGAGGAAAGAGCGCCACAUGAUGCUUUGUCUAAUCAUAACUCACGGACUGUAUGGAAACAAGACACAUCGACGUGGAUGAGCCGAUGUUUAUAUGCAUGAUCGGCCUGAUUGUGGAUGCAUUUCUAAUCUUUCCGAUCAAAAGCAGCAGUACUUUCAGAGCUGGGACAUUACUUUGAGUAUGUGAUUUGGGAUGAGUAACCUCGAUUGCUCCUUGCGCAGACUCUUACAUAUGUGGGAUUUACCAACUUGGAAUUGAAGCCCUUUACAUCCAUCUAUGCUCUCUUCAAAGCCACCAGACUCCAUUGACAAAAACAGUGAUUUUAGCGCACAGAGCACGGGAGUCGCUGCUCUACCGCUGCCUCCAUCGGUUUGUUUGUGUGAUUUUGGUGUUUUAACGUAUUAAUACAUCGGACCGGAGCCCCGGGACAGGCAGCUGAGAUGAACCCGGUGAAUGCGACUUCUCUCUACGUGUCCGCGAGCCGCUCGGUGCUGCAGUGCGACCCCCGAGACCCCCGGGCCCUCGCGGAGCUCUGCAAGCUGCUGCCCUUCUUCCGCCAGUCCCUUUCCUGCCUUGUCUGUGCUGCACUACCUAGCGACCAGCGUUGCUAAGGAAGCUCCUCUCAAAGAGCGGUUGUCAUCCAGUCUGGCAAGUUGCCAGGCACCGCUCAGGUAAUCUGCUGCAGGACCCUAUCGCUCCCACCAACUCAUCAUGUCAGCACUACGUCUGUCGAGGCUGUAAGGGUCAGAGGAUGCAGUUGAAGCCGUCAUGUAGUUGGUGUAAAGACUAUUCCCGCUUUGAGGAAAACAGGCAGCUCUCCUUGCUGGUGCACUGUUACCAGAAGCUCUGUCUCUACAUCACGCAGUCGCCGCUCGCCCCGCACAUAGCCAGCGCCGCCAGCGACUCGCCGGACCUCCAGGCCAUCCUCAACGAGGGCCUCACGUUGGCUGAGAGCGAGCCGGAGGCCGAGGACGUUUCAGAUUCAGCCAGCCUGUCGCCCACGGCCUCCAGCUCCAACGUGGUUCAGCCUGAUGAAGCUCCGCCUACAAAGGAGCUCAAGGUGGAGGAGUUCAAGGUGGAGGAGCUCAAGGUGGAGGAGCCAAGCACCGUCAGUGUGAACGGGCUGCAUGAUUGUAACGGUCUGGUCAGUUUGGACUCCUUGCAGCCUGUCACCAUAGAGACGGGUGUAGGCGCUGCAAAGCAGGAGAGCUUAUCGGAGGAGAUUCCUGUGUGUGUGAGCGUCAAAGGGGAGGCGGGGCUCUGUGAAAUCAGCACUUUUGGUGAUGACCUGAAACAUAGUGGGGGGCCGUUGUUGUUGAGCGUGGAGGAGGUGCUCAGGACUCUUGAUACAGACCCUGAUCCCCUCCCCCAUCUGGACUGCCCCCCCUCAGUACCUCAGUCCAGCCUCAACGGGCCUCACUCUCCACCUGACUCCUCCCGCCUCAUCACUUGCCUCCCUCAAGGGAACAGCCCUCGCCCCCUCCAACCUCACCCGCAGCCCUCCCUGCAGCCUCCCCCCCAGCCCUCCACUGUCACCCCCCACGUCCCCCCUCGGUACCACCGCAAGCGCUCCCGUUCAGAAAGCGACAGCGAGAAGGUGCAGCCCCUCCCCAUUUCCAGCUUGUUACGGGGGCCUCCCCUCGGUGCCAACAGCUCCCCUCAUCACCCUCACCCUGGUGCCACGACCAAACAGGAGCCUGAGUACCCGGCAGUCACGCCUCACCCACACCUGGCCCCGGUGCCGAAUGGUGGUCCUCCCAAGGUGGGCAAGACUGUGCUCGUUUCCAACAAGGCGCUGAAAAAGACUGUGGAGCAUCACGGGGGCCCCAAGAAGGCUUACACCAAGGCCAGGCAAGGGACCCCCAAACCCCGUACACAAACCCGUGACAGGAUACCCCAACACCCCCAUGCUCACCCUCUGACACACCCACCCAGCCCCUCGAAGCCACUGUAUAAAAAGCCUGUGGAAAAGAAAGGCUGCAAGUGCGGCCGAGCCACACAGAACCCCUCAGUGUUGACUUGUAGAGGGCAGCGCUGCCCCUGCUACUCCAACCGCAAGGCAUGUCUGGACUGUAUCUGCCGCGGCUGCCAGAACUCUUACAUGGCCAACGGAGAGAAGAAGCUGGAAGCCUUCGCCGUGCCGGAGAAAGCUCUGGAACAGACUCGUCUCACGCUAGGCAUCAACCUCACCAGUAUCACCGCGGCGGCCCUCCGCCCGGCCACCAGCUCCCCCGGCAACACCCUUCUCAACGUCACCACGGCUACAGGGACGCCCGUCACGGCCAGCUUCUUAUCGGGGGCGGGGCACGACAACAGGGCCUUUGAGGAUUCACUGGAGAUGCGUUUUGACUGCUGAGGUCCCGCCCUCCUCUGGGCAGUCGUUACGCACAUUCCCCGCCCCGCUAGCAGGGGGUCGUUCACCUGGGCGUGAAGAAGGCAGCUACAGUGACAGGCGAUGGUGAGGGUCACCAGCUGAGGCUGAGGAGGCGUCCUCCGUCCAUCGUCAGAAACUGCGCCAUGCUUGUGGUCUUGCAUACAGAAACAGUGAGAGAGAGAGAGAGAGGAGGAGAUGUAGCGUUACUGUAUGCGCAGAGAUUUCCUUUCAGUGGGAUAGUUUUCGUUUUCUCCUCUACUAUGGGUCAUGUGUAGAGCAUGUUGUGUAGCUAGGUUGGGAGUGUAUGUGUGUGAGUGAGCAUGUGAGUGUGUAUGUGUUAGGGGAAGGCUUUGGUUUGGAGAUGAACUGUAUUAGCAGAAACUAAGACAUCAUCAGAGACUUGUGUAAUUUAUAUAAAGAAACUUUUUGUACAUGGAGGAAUCAGUUCCCAUUUAAGAAGACAUUUUAUUAAAUAUUUUAUAAGUUACAUUCAAAACCGAUGGUGCAGGGGGAGACCUGGAUUCAACCAGAAUAUUUUCACACGGGUAAAAUGUAGAUUGUAUUUUGUCUAUUCAGUAGACCACUAUAAAUGAAAGAAAAGUCCUGAACAUAACUGUUAAAGUUAAAAACGUUCACAGUUAUAACAUUUUUGAUAUCUUUUGCUGCAAGUACCAGUUUAUGAAUUUCACACCACCAGCCAAAUUCAGUUUCAGUGUCGUCUGUUGAAUGUUUAUACUCUGUGAGUCAUUGUCAGACAUCUAAACAUUAUUCUUAAAUGUUAUUGUAUAUUUAAAAAACUUAUAUGAAACUGAAAAAGUCGUGAUUUUUGGAGUAAACCAACCAUUUUGGCUGGUGGGGGACAGCACUUCUGUCCCUGGUUUGCUGGUAUAUAUGUUGACGAUGCAAGUUGUCCUGUUUGCGUGUUCUUGUAUUAAGCACUUUUCUCACUUAGCUUAAAACCACCGUAUUUCUGACAUGUUCUUCUGUGUUUAAAACUCUGGUUGAUUGCAGGCUCUGCACAUUGUUAUUCACAAGUUUUGGGUUUCACACAUGCUGCUAAAAACCACAGAGGACACUAGAAGGACAGCACACCCUGUUUUCCUCAUCUGUUAUUCAGUUUCUGUGUUUAAUAAGUUGCGUUAACAACAUUUGCAGUAUUUAUUGGACAUCUCUUAACACCGGUUAUGUGUCGAUUCAGUCUGGACUGUUUCUGUCUCAGUUAAGUUGCUGUCUCCUUCUUAGUGUUAGUCUCCAAAACGUUUUUUGUUCUCCCUCGGGCAUUUAAAUACCUGUAAUAUAACUGUAACAUAUUUCCACAGAAAAGAAAGAAAAUCAAAAAUUUA